Messenger RNA from Macrobrachium nipponense, 5011 nucleotides. RefSeq names its product mediator of RNA polymerase II transcription subunit 21-like (gene MED21). Gene Ontology annotation, biological process: regulation of transcription by RNA polymerase II. NCBI's taxonomy places the organism in Eukaryota, Metazoa, Arthropoda, Malacostraca, Decapoda, Palaemonidae. The transcript is spliced from 5 exons. Bases 170 to 610 code for a protein of 146 amino acids. Gene Ontology annotation, molecular function: transcription coregulator activity. Gene Ontology annotation, cellular component: mediator complex. The record is from RefSeq and is a predicted model, not a curated record.
GGUGAAGGUGAGGACUGCGAUAACUGCGAAAGGCAAGAGGAAGUAGACCAGAAAGCCGAAGGACGGGUUGGAGAGUGCGUUGGCUCCCAGGGUGUUCAGCUGGGAUUCAAGACGGUUGUGCAUCUGCUUCACGAGAGGGGUGAAUACUCGAUCUGCUCAUUGCUCCAUCAUGGCGGACCGCUUGUCACAACUCCAAGAUGCAGUUAAUAUGCAAGCAGAGAACCUGUUCAACAGCAUUGGUUGUCUAUUUACUUCAGCUCCUCCUUGUAGCUUUGAUAAAAGUGGCAAGACUCCAUCACAGAAUGAUAAUCCAGAGGAUAUGACUGAACAUAAGAGAGUAUUUGCUACCUUAAUUGCUAGAAAUGCAAAGGAUAUUGAUGCACUCAUAGAGUCACUGCCCUCGGAGGAUUCUUCAGCUGAACUUCAAACUGCAAGCAUGAGAUUGUUAGAACAAGAAGGAGAGGAUGCAGCCUUACGUCUUCAGAGAGGCAUUGAACAAGGAGAUAAAUUAUUAGAAGAAAUUAACAGAGCCUUAUCAGAAAUUGCCAAUACACAGCUAGCCAUUAAUCGCAUUACAGAUGCAUCUCAGGGUGAUGCUAUUAAGAUAUAGGUGAAAUGCUUAUCAGGUAGUAUUAUUAAAUCGCUGCACAAUUUAUAUACUACACAUUUUUGUGAUGCUGAAUGUAACUUUGGUAUCUGUUCAGGUAAAAAGGAAAAUAAUCAAAACUUGAUUGAAUAGAACAAGAAGUUCUGAAAUACAUAUUUGUCUUGAAGUAAGUGAAUUACUGUACCACAUGUAAAAAUGCAACAUAAAAGAAAUCUUGGUCUCGCAUUGACCAUAUAUUUGUAAGUUUAAUAGUAUGAUGUGCAUUUUGAAUAUGACAACCUGUUAUCUAAAGUAAAUGAAUUUAUAUGUAGUUUUUAUACUUUUUGAAAAUAUGAAAGAGUAGAUUGAGAGCUUCUCUUUUGUGUAAACCAAAUAAUAGAUUUAGUGAUUUCUGAUAACCAUGGCAAGACAAACAAGAGUAUUGCUGUAAUUGGUAAAAGACUACCACUUACAGUAGGGCAUGAUGCAGUUUGUUGUUCUGAUUAAUAAAUAGUAAAUGGUUGGUAAAUACAAUUUUGAAGGAAAAAUAGAUAGAAUAUGUAAAAGAAAGUAAGUAAUAUUGCUUUUCAUUACAUAAAGCAGUACAGUAUAUGCUUGUAACUUGUCAAAGGAGGGUUAUUGAAAGUAGGUAUAGUUUCAGUUAUGAAGUUUUUUUUAUUGGUUUUCAUUUUAAUUCUUGAGACCAAGUGUUUAAUUAAGCUUGAACUAGCCAUUUUAUUUUUAACCUCUGAUUUCUCUUUCAGAUCAGACAAGAUUGUGUUAUGAUGUUACAAUAAUGAUUUUAGUUUCAUCUUAAUUUUUGCAUUGUUAUAACAUGUGAAUAAAUAGAUUCAGUGUAGAGGGAUUGCGCAUUAUCUUUGCCUCCCUUCUAGCUUAAGAUUUGUGAUACUGUAGUUCUUUUCUUUACUUUUAGACAUUUUCAGGAAAUUGUUUUGGUAUCUUUAGUCUAAAAUGAUGUUUAGAGAGAAAUUUUAUGAUCAACACUGUUAGGUUGUGCUUUAGAAUAUAUGGCUAUUGAUGAUGUUCGUGUUAUGCUGCAGGUUCUUGUUAUUUCUGAUACCGAGUUGUGAAGUUCUGAAAAGAAGUGUCACAAAACACUGACAUUUUAUAACGUGGAAUCUAUUGAAAAACAGAACAGUAAACAGCAAAAUAUGUGGAAUUUGGACGUAAUAUAAUCUGUGAAAUUUGAGUGUCCUUUUACAAAGCAAAGAGUAUUGGUACAUACUUUUUUCCUUGGGGAGUGCCUGCAAACUACUCCUGUCAUACAUGGGGAGUAUCCUUAAGCACAUGCACAGGAAUAGCCAUGGACUGACUAAAAAAGGGUGGUACCAAGGUGGACAUGGGGAAGACGUGAUGCUCGUUUUCAACCAACUGACAUUGUACAUCCUUCCAGCCAUGAUACAUUUCAGACAUUAUUUCAUGUGGUCUUUUUACAGGUGCUAACUGUUUCCUUUGCAUGAACCUUUUGGAUUUUUGUGAUGUAUCAAUCCCAAGUGGUUUCUUAUGUGACUAGUGCUAAUGUUAUUUAUUUUUUCAGUGCUUUUGCUGGGCUUUGUCUCAGUGGAAAGCAGACAAGGCAAACUUACGUCUUUCAUCACUCAACCUUGUAAUUGUUUUUGGUGAGAAAGUAGCAGCUUGUAAUGGAAGGUUCAUCGGCCAUUGUCAUUCUCUGAUAUAUAAACUAAUAGUAAUAACUUUUAAGGUCUCCAUAGGGCACUCACAAUCUUCUGAGUUGGUUAUUUAUGGUUACAUGAUGGCUUUAUAGACUUUGUUUCAGAAAAGUUUCCUGGUUGCAGUAUUCCUUACUUGUGAGCUUCCUCUAAUGGGUGACUUAUUCUGUGGCUCCUGACUAGGGAAGGGUAGGAGAGCCCUUUUCUUCUUUAUCAUUGUCUUAACUUCACCUCGACCAUGCUCUUUCUUCCUGCAUAGACAGGCUUUGAGGUUAGUCUAGUCCUCGUGUAAGAGGUCUUGAAAGAAUUCUUUCUUGCACUGGAGGGAUGGAGUGCAGUCACUGGCAGUGAUCAAUUUAACCUUAGGGUCUGCUUUUAUCUCAUUUCAUAUUGAGUUAUCACUCUCUUUAAACAUGGCUGUUCAACUCAUUUGCUCAGUCUACAGUCUUCCCUCCUCUCACAGUGACACUUUGGAGUUGCAUGGAGAGGAGUUUCCACGGGCUGGUCUGUGGACGGGAUUUAAUAGGAUAAUCUUGUGCCAGCUGGAAACCAGUUAAAAACAAAGAUAGUACAGCAAGGAAUCUGUGGCAUCUGGCAACUUGUGUAUACAAGGUGGAAGCUGGUCACCAGCCAGGCAUAGAACCUUGUGACACGUCAAUGUUUCUUUGACUGCCUUGGAAAGUAGUCGCUAGUGCUCUCCUCCCAAGCCUUGCUUUGUUAGCCCAUGAUUUCUUUGUUUCAGUUCAUUUGUGUGUGUGCUUUGUUGUUACCAUGGAGUCCUCCAAUUCUUCUGGGCGUCGUCAACGCAUGUGCCCAGGCAUUCAGGGAUUUCCGUGCUCCAGGUUUUUGGCUGCUACCAUUACAGAUCCCCACACAAGAUGCAGUAAGUGCCAAUCUAAUUUUUGCACCAUUAUUAAUCCUUGAACAGAAUGUUGUUCCUGCCCUGUGUCGCAAAAAGAGCAUUCUACAGGAAGAGGAAGCAUCAUAGAGCUUCUAAUUGUCCUUCCUGGGAGGGUUUUUUGCCUCCUCAUUUGUACAGUUUAGCUAAGGCAUCCCCUUCUUCAAGAAAUGUUCCCUCUGCUUCUGUUGUACCACUGUCUCUUUCCUAAUCUUCUAUCGGUUCAUCUAUGGAAUUAUCAGGAGUUGCACAGGAUGAGAAUGGAGUUCCGACAGUGAAACUGCUGCGGUGCAACUGAGACUCUUCUAGUUCAGUAUGGAAUUUUGGAAUUCUCUAGGAAGCAAAGUUCUUUUAGGUAUCCUCUUUUACUUGAGGUAGGAGCAGCAUAGCCCUGUAAGAAUCAGAUGGUGACUGAGGACAAUCCAAAAAGGGGUUGGAACUUCUCUUAGAAGCAGGAAAUAUAGACUGCUAUCCUUGUCUUCAUACAGGAAAGACUUGCUAACUUCUCUUCAUCACUGGUAUGUAGGGCUCACUACUUCAUCUCGUCUCGGGCAUGAAGGGCUCACUAGUACUUCACCUAAUCUCGGGCAUGAAGGGCUCGCUAGUAAUUCUCCUUAUUUCGGGCAUGAAGGGCUUGCUAGUACUUCACCUUAUCUCGGGCAUGAAGGGCUAGCUAGUACUUCACCUUAUCUCGGGCAUGAGGGUCUUAGAGACUUCUCAUCACAAAUAGGAAGGGCUGGCUGCUUCUCUGUCUCUGACAUGUAGGGCUUAGCGACCUCUUAUCACAAACAGGAAGGGCUGGUUGCUUCUCCUCAUCUCAGGCAGGACAAGCUUUUAUGGUGAUAGGUACGGAUUGAAGUCUUCUGAAGGGGAGACUCCUGUUGGAAAUUUGCUUUGUCUGACCUCUGAUUCUGUUAAUGGCUCCCUGUCCCUUUUUUCACUAUCUGUGCUGGAGUCUCUUAUGGAGGCUUACAAUGGUAUUUAUAUACCACUAUAUGGGAAGAGCUAAUGAUGACAGGCAAUCAUCAUUCCUACAUUUAAGUAGUUUUUUUAUUUUCUGCAUAUUGAUUGACUCCUCGAAACCAACCAUUUCGUUCACAUCAUAGAAACUUCUAGAACAAAUUUUCUGAUGCAAAAUUGAUAAAAUAUUGUCAUUUCACAAAAGUAUGGCACAUAAACAGGUUUCUUUAUCGAGUUGCUAAUUUGCCACGUGUUAACAGGAAGCGACAGGCAUUGAAACUUCACAAGUACAGGAUGCAGUCACAUCUUUUUUCUGAAAAGAGAGAUAUCUUUUUUUUUUUAAUAUAUUUCUUUAGCAUUAUUGCUUCUACCUAUGACAACUAGAAUUUUGAGUGUGUCAACAUUUAGGAAUGGAUUUGCUACUGUACGUAGUUCAUGAAUCAGCAUAUGCAAAUACCAAGGAUAUAUAGUUUUUCUUAUAUUAAGAAAAUGUUAAAUUUAUGGUGGAAAAUCAACCAGCUAGUUUUAUGGAGUACAUAAAACUAGUAUUUCAGUUUAAGUAUGAAAAUUGAGGAGAUAAAAACAAGAUCUUCAGAAAAUUAUUAGAAGUUAUAAAAUUCUGAGUCCUGUUGGGUGACCUAAUUAUGUAGUACAGUAAUGGUAUUGCAAUGUGGAUGAAAAGUUUUACACACACACAUAAACCAGACUUUAGAAAAUUAUCGAGGUCACAGACAAAUGGAAUUUGAUGUGGGACUUGAGGAAAACAAAAUGUGAAAUGGUAAUGACCACUUGACGUUUUCAUACCUUUGUUAUUUCUUUAAGGAUGUUUUACGGAGGAAAUGGUGUUAACUAAAAAAAAUAAAGUUAUGCCAAAUA